AUUUGGAACCAACGAGUCAAGCAAGGACGCAGCAACGACAACUAAUCAGCCACUGACAGCUCAAUUACAAAGCUCGAUCCCCUCACUCGCUUCCUACUCCUUAAUCCAGCUGACCAGCUCGCAGCUGGGCCGAAGUCCCCAUCCCUGCCCGAUUCCCUCCUCGCCAACGCCGAGUCCAGCCCGCCCCGCGUCUGCUUCCGCGGAAAUCAUCGUGAAAUCGAGCGAAAACAUGCGAGAAAGCGUGAAGUCUAUGGGCAGCCGCGACAAGCUCUCGGCGGCGGCCGCGGCGUCGAGCUACCGGCGAGUCCUCUUGGUCGUCUUCGCCUCCUGCUUCGCCUUCGCCACCUACCUCACAUUCCUCUACACCACCCCCCACUUCACAUCCUCGACCGGCUCGAGCUCGGGGUCGGCCUCCUCCGGCUCCCGCGGCGGGGGCUCGGGGUCCGCCCUCCCGCUCCCGGUGUUCGACGCGCUGGUGCACUACGCCUCCACCUCAAACGCCACCCACCGCAUGACCGACACGGACAUCCGCGCCAUCGCCGCCGUGCUCAAGGUGCGCGCGCCCUGCAACCUCCUCAUCUUCGGCCUGAGCGCCGAGUCCCCGCUCUGGCUCGCGCUCAACCACGGCGGCCGCACCGUCUUCCUCGACGAGAACGAGUUCUACGUGAAGUACCUCGAGCCACGCCACCCGGGGCUCGAGGCCUACGACGUCUCCUACACCACCAAGGUCCGCGACUUCCGGGACCUCCUCGAGGCCGCGCGGGCGUCGCGCGCCAAGGAGUGCCGCCCCGUGCAGAACCUACUCUUCUCCGAGUGCCGCCUCGCCAUCAACGACCUGCCCAACGACCUCUACGACGUCGCCUGGGACAUGGUACUCAUCGACGGGCCGUCCGGGUGGAAUCCGACCUCGCCGGGCCGGAUGCCGUCCAUCUUCACCACCGCCGUGCUGACCCGCUCCGGCGCCACGGCGGCCAAAGGCCCCACCGACGUGCUGGUGCACGAUUUCCAGUUCGAGGUGGAGCAGGUCCUCAGUAAGGAGUUCCUCUGCGAAGAGAACCGCUUGGCCGGCAGCGGCACCCCGUCGCUCGGCCACUUCGUGAUCCGCCCGGGCGGCCCGCGCGACGCCUUCUGCGCCGGCCAGCAGAGCUCAAUCACAUCGGAAGAGAAGACCCUGCAAAGUUCGCAUCAUCGCACUGGGGAAAAAGAUGUGGUCUUGUACUGGCAAAUGAAAUCUGAUGAGGAGGACGAUUUUUUAGCUGGUGGGGAGAUGCCGAUGGCAGCAGGCAGGAUCAGCAUGAUCGGUGGUUGGAUCCAUCCAUUGUCUUCUCUUUUUCAUUUCUCCCUGCUCGGUUGCGUGCUUUGCUUGACGGUGCCAGGCGGUAAAGCGGAUCAGCUCGUCUUGCUAGCCUGAUCGAUCUGAUGCGCAUGUGUUCAUCCGUUUGGAUCAAUGUCAUGGAGUCACCAGAUCCAAGACAGAGGUGCCGUCGCAAGUAAUGGGCAAUGGGCUGGUGCGCGCUUGUAUCCGUGCAUGCUCCGCCCGUCGUUCCGUUAAAGUGUGUGUUUGUUUUUCCGCAUCUUCUCAUUCUGGCUUAGCGCAUACAUAUGAUCUGUAAAAUAAGGUUACAUAGUUUCAUGUAUCUACAGUUGCAGUUUGGUCAAAAGAAUACAAAUAUAAAGUUUCAUCUUAACUUA
Messenger RNA from Phragmites australis (common reed), 1692 nucleotides. Its product is annotated as protein IRX15-LIKE-like. The coding region runs from base 230 to 1411 and encodes 393 amino acids. NCBI's taxonomy places the organism in Eukaryota, Viridiplantae, Streptophyta, Magnoliopsida, Poales, Poaceae. The transcript is spliced from 2 exons. Gene Ontology annotation, biological process: xylan biosynthetic process. The record is from RefSeq and is a predicted model, not a curated record.